This is a messenger RNA of Rotaria socialis, 4569 nucleotides long. NCBI's taxonomy places the organism in Eukaryota, Metazoa, Rotifera, Eurotatoria, Philodinida, Philodinidae. The record is from the annotation of a GenBank genome assembly.
AUGCAUAAGAAUACCAUUCAAACAUCAAUUACUUUGAAACCACUGGAAGAACAAAUUUUAUCACAAAAAUUAAGUCAAUUAUCUAUUACAACAACUAAUGAAAUAAUAGAAAUUCCAGAUUAUCUAUCAAAAGAAAAUCAAUCUUUCAAAUGCAUGUUAACUGAUUCAAUGUCCACAACAGCAAUGGUAAAAUUGAAUCACGUAGUGGAAGAAUUACGACAAAUAGCCAUUUUAAUCCAUUCAAUGAAGGUCAAUCGAAUAUAUCAUCCUCUGUGGACUAUUUAUUUAAAAUCUGGUAUGGGACAACUUUUUCUUCAAUCGAAAGAACAAUCAAAUUAUUCAACACAUUUACAGAUAUGGCCAACAGAAAUUAAAAAAAUGAUACAAAAUUCAACCAAUGCGAAUGAUAUUUAUAUGAACUACGUUAAUAAUCAUUUACUAACAUUAGAUGUUCAAUUUAGACAAUAUGAAGUUGAACUAGAUAAGAAAACAAAAAAUUUUCAUGGUUAUUCAUUACAACUUCAACGUUUAGUUGAAACAUAUAUUGAACGGAAUAUAUCUUCUUUACGUAUGGAAAUUAAACAUAAAAUUGAACUUGUUCACUAUGAUUAUCAUAUUCAAGCAAUCAAAUUAGCAUAUUAUCGUCAUCAUCCAAGUGAAUAUCAAAAACGACUAAUGCAACAACUUUGUUCUGCUAAAUUCGAACAAGAACUGACAGAACAAGAAUUUCAUUUAGUUCAACAACAAAUAUCCCAUUAUAAUUCGUCAUGUCAAUCCUUCGAAUCUUCAACUAUAUGUAAAUCAAUAUUACUUGAUUCUAUUCAAGAUUCAAAUAUUCGUCAACAACUGCUGGAUCAAUAUCAAGAUAUUGCUCAGCAAUCAAAAAUGAGUAUGUUAACUCUUUUUAAAGAGUCAGCUAAAAUUCAAAUGGAUGAAUCGAAAAACAAAUUUGAAAUGGCUAUGAAACAAACAUGGUAUGAUCGUCAUCUAUCUUCGGAUAAUGACAAGAUUCCCUUGGCUAUGAUCAAUCUCAUCGAACAACGUUAUAAAAAGAUCAGUGAACGUAUUCAAUGCGUCUACAAAUUUAAAGCUGAGACUAUACUUUCUAUACCUAUUUCUCUUCUAGAUAAAAUUUACAUCAUAGUUUCGACUAUGAAUGUCGACGAUACUAAUGAUCUAGACGAUCACCGACUUCCUCGUCAAAGACGACGAAAACAAUGUCAUGGUAAUCGACGAGAUCAACGUUUUCGAAGAAAAUAUCGUAAACGAAACAUGCAAGAAAAAACAAUAAAAAAGUUACUCGAUCGACGACAUCAAGCUGCUACUACUACUACUACUAAUAAUAAUAAUAAUAUGGAAAUAGUGAAUUCGAACCAAAGAUCGACUACAAUAAAUGAUACAUCAAAAUUGGCGAUGAUCAAUGAUAAUAAACGUAAAAGAGAUGUUCUAUCACAAGAACAAAAAUUAAAUCAAAUUAUGAUUAAAUCAACAAGUCAAUUACUUAUUGAUCCACCAUUAUCGAAAAAAAUGAAAGAAAAAGACAGCAAUAGAGUUAAUGAAACAUAUAGGCAACCCAUGUAUUUGAAACGAUUACCAUUAACAUUUUUUCCAAUCUUAAGUAAAAAAUUAAAUUAUACAUUGAAGAAAAAAAACGAACGAAGAAUCUUCUAUGCACGACUCGAUUUGUUAGAUCAGCAAUAUUGUCUGGAAGUUGACCAACAUCUAUGGCAAUCCUAUUUGGAUAUUGGUUUAAGAAAACAGAUAUGGCCAGAUCAACUCUAUACAAUGGCAAAUACAAAUAAUUUUAACGUGUGUCAAGAAUAUCUUAUAAAUUAUAUAAAUGAUAUCAAACAACAACUACAUCAAUGUCAGAUGGAAUUAACUAAACUAUAUCAAUCACGUCCUAUAGCUACAUUGUCAAUGAAUGAAGUGGAUCGUUGCCUAAAAGAAUUCAUUGUUUGUCAACGCAAAUAUUUAUCAAUUCGAAAUAAUAAUCAAUUGGUGAAUUUUCAAGAUGAUCUCAGCGAAAAAGAAUUAUUUACGCUUGUAUCUGCAUAUAGUCUUACAACAAAUCAAAAUGAACAUAUGCAUCAAUUAAUAACAAUACGUGAACAACAAGUCAAAUUUUGGGAACAACUUCUUAUGUUAAGAAUGCGAAUUCUUGAUAAAUUUUUACCUCAACAUUUCGAUGAUCUCGAACAUUUUAUAGCACCAAAUAUCUAUUCACCUGUCAUUAGCAAUACAAUUGCCAUUCAAUUUAAAAAUAAACAUUAUAAAAUUAUACAAGAAGCAAAACGUUCAUGGCUCAAUAUUACAUUACAUGCCUAUGAAAUUAAAAUUCAAGAAUAUGAUCGUCAAUAUCAAUAUGAAUUGGUACAAUUGAAAUCACGAUUAUUGAAUUCUAUGACUUUGAAUGGUGAAUCGAUGUUUCAUCAUCUUAAUGAAUACGCGAAUAGUCGAACAAAAAAAUUAAAAGCGGAUAUUCAUCAUAGAGUAUCAUCGUAUCGUAAAAUAUUACUUCAAAAUCGUCAACGUUCACCAUCGACGAAGAACAUCAUUGGCGUCUCUCCUGAACCUUUUCUUGAUCUAAUGUUUAAUCCAUUCAAUACAAAUGAAUGGAAUCAUCUUUCAUUGGGUCCAUCUUGUAUACGAUUGAAUCAAAGUGCUAUUCGUCCUCGACAUCAACAAGAAAUUCAAAUAAAAAAAGAAUAUAGUGAUAUUAAUCAAAAAGUUGUCCAGUAUCUUACAUCGCCUCCACGUAAUAUACCAUCAAGAGCAAUGAUUCUAAAAACAUAUUCCGAUGAUCUACUUAAUUAUUUCAAUCAUGCUUAUUUUGCUCCACAACCCUAUAAGGAUCAAACACAAGCACUCACACAAGCAAUUGCAGCUUUAUCGAUUCGACAAAAAAUUAAAAAAUUCAAUCUUAUUCUUCGUGUUACUGAUAAGAGUCACAAUUUUUAUAUUGGUUCAGCAAUUGAAUUCGAGAAGAAAAUUCAAACAUUUUUUCAAGAUACAAAUGCUUUCGUGGUAUUAAAAGAAAAUCCAUUCGAUGAAAUUUUAACUAAAGUUAUUCAACUACUUAAUCGACUUAGUGGGAAGAAACUUAUUCUACAAUGGCAAAGCAAAAAAAUGAUGCCUAAUCGAGCAAAAUCUGUAUUGGCUCACCUCUAUUUUAAUCCUAAAACGCACAAGAUUGGUAUACCAGUUCGACCGAUUGAAAAUACAAUAGGUGCUCCAACAACAAAUAUUUCCGAUUUCUUAGAUGAAAUUAUACGACCGAUAUUCGAUAGUAAAUGUGGUCCAACAAGUAUCAUUGAUGGAGCUUCUCUACUUAAAGAACUUUAUAAAUAUAUCAAAAAGGGACUUUUUAAAGCGUCCACUCUUUUCUGUACCUUUGAUAUACGAAAUUUAUAUACCAUGUUACCACAAGAAGAAGCAUUGGACAUUCUUAUUGAAUUUCUUCACGUACAUGGAUAUACGAAAGUCAAAGGAAUUUCUCUUGAUACAAUAAGAAUAUUAGCUGCUAUUGUAUUGCAAGAGAAUGUCUGUGUUUACAAUAAUAAAAUUUACAAGCAAAUGCUUGGUGGUGCAAUGGGUUCAUCGUUUACAUUAACUUUAGCCAAUAUAUUUAUGUGGAAAUGGCAAAAAGAAUUCGUUCGUCGACAAGAUAUAUCAGGUGAAUUUUAUGGCCGAUAUAUCGACGAUAUUUUCAUGACAUGGAAUAAAUCUGAAAAUGAAUUGCGAAAAUUAUUAGAUGCAGCCAAUAGUUGGCAUCCAAAUAUUAAAUUAGAAUAUAAGAUUAGUAAGAGCCUUCCAUUCCUCGAUGUUCUUCUUACAAACAGCAAUGGUAUUCUAUUAACAUCCGUCUAUCAUAAGCCAGCCGCUGAACCCUAUGUCGUACCAUUUAUUUCUGAUCACCCUCGACAUGUCUUCAUUAAUGUUAUUCAAACUAGUCUCGCACGUGCUGCACGAUAUAGCUCUACACUUGAAGCUUUUAACCAUGAACAACGUUAUAUUCAAUUAACUCUACUCUAUAAUGGGUAUCCAUCCACAUUUAUAGAUAGAGAAUUUCUUAAGUUCUUUUUCGGUUAUAUAUCUUCAACUUCGUUUUUGCCUAUAAUCGAUGAUGAAAAACAAUUUCUUAAAAUGCAUCGUAAAUUAUUGGAUCAACCAACAUUGAGUCAAUCACAAGCAGCACUUAGUGCAGCUAUGGCAGAUAUCGAUAAUGACCAAACGGAUGAAACAGUCAACGAAUCGAAAGAAUCAAAAAAUUACAAUGACAAGUCAAAACAACAUUGUAAUGAUAAAUUAAUUAUUCAUUAUACGCAUGAAAAGCGUAUUCAUUCAUUCAAAAAAGAGAUGCAUCGUAUUUAUGAGCAUGUUUUCAAUAAUACACCAGUUAGCCAUGUGAAAAUGAUUGUCGGUAAUCGUAAUCGUCAAGAUGCAAAACGUGAACUCAUUCGUAAACGUCCUAAACAAUCAUUAUUACAAAAUAAACCAAUAAAAAGAAGACGAAAGAAAACAAAGAGAUUAUCAAAAUCAAAAACUUCAAUGGAACAACAACAAUAG